UCCGGGUCAGGGGUCGUCCAUGCUUGCAUGUGAGUUUAACGUGGAUGUGUAAAUCUGCUGUAAAACCAGCAGUUUAAAAACAGAAACACCGAUCGGCCCUGGAAUCUGAACAUUUGAGCCUAACCGAUUGCAGAAGUACCAGCCCCCAAACAUGACGACGUUAGCCCACCAGCUCAAGCGCCUUGCGCUGCCUCAGAAUGAUCCCAGCCUGUUUAGCCGGAAAAAGGCGGCCUCUCUGCUUUUUGACCCAAAAGAGGCUUCCAACAUGGAUAAAGACACCUUCUUUGCUAUCGGUUGCACCGGCCUUGAGGAGCUGAUGGGGAUUGAUUCUUCCUUUGAGCCCUUCCAAGACACUCUGUUCAGUCACACCUCUAAGAGCUUGGAGCGCAGUGUCCAGACAAAGGCUGUGAACGAGCAGCUGGAUGAAAGUAUUUCAUUAUUUCUCACCCAUCUCUCCCCUUAUUUCAUGCUCAAGCCUGCACAGAAGUGCCUGGAAUGGCUGAUACAUAGGUUCCACAUCCAUCUGUACAAUCAGGACAGCUUGAUUGGCUGUGUUCUUCCGUAUCACGAGACUAGAAUUUUUGUUCGUGUAAUUCAGCUCCUGAGUAUAUCUGAUCCAACUCACAAGUGGAACUGGCUGCAUCCUAUUCAGAAACCAGGUGUUCCUCUUCCAAGAAGUACACUUAUCACACAUUGCUACAAAGAUAUGGGUUUCUUGGAAUUUAUUUGCCGCUUGGUGACCAAAUCUGUGAAGGUAUUUUCUGACUAUCCAGGGAGCGCAGCACAACUAAGAGUCCUGCUAUCGUUUUACGUUUCCAGCAUAGUUGCUGCUUUGAAUGCCGUAGAGAAUAUUUCAGAUACUCUUGUUUCCAAGCUCCUCCCAUAUAUACAGAAGGGUUUAAAGUCAUCCCUGGUGGAUUACAAAGCUGCCACUUACAUGAUAAUCUGCCAGCUGACAGUGAAGAGCGUGAUGGCUGACACUUUGGUGAAAUCCUUGGCAUCUCAAAUCAGCCGAACCUUGCUGAUAACUCCAUCUCUUGUACGGGAGGGUGUAGGUUGUCUGAUUAUACAUUUACAGAGCCAGCAAUACAAAGACAUUGGGAGCAACUCAUUCAAUCAUCUGUGCAAGGUGCCAGACUUAGUCCCAAUACUUCAGGGGAUCUCAGGCUUGUAUGAUACCUCCUCACUCCUCACAUACCUCUUACCGAACCUUGUACGUGUCAUCAUUCAAUCAUCUGCAGAAGAUAGAUUGGAAGAUUCAAGCUAUGAAGUGUGUAAAACUAACCUGGAAGGGAUACUCGGCAACAUUCCACUUGAAAAGGAUUUAGACAAACUACUUGCUCGCACGUUUCUGAAGGAAUUUCUCUCCUAUGGAGAGACACAUGAGGCUUAUGAACACAGAAUGUCUGAGCUGGGAAAGAAUCUCCUUCCGCUAAUCAGGCUUUUAGAAAACAAAUACCCAGAAGCGUUAGACAAAGUGCUGGAAGAACAUUUGAAAGAUGUUGCAGAUGAGGAGAAGCAGGAAUUGUUUCAUCAAUUUAUUUCUCUCUCCACUAGUGGAGGAAAAUAUGAGUUAUUGGCAGACUGUGACACCUCCCUCCUGCUCAGCUUAAAUCACCCACAGCCCGCCGUGAGACAUCUAGCCCUGCAACACCUUAAGGAAAUUAUCAACACAUCCAAGGCUGGUUUUGAUGAAGCGUUUAUACAGGAAGCCAUUUUAGGCCGUCUAGUGGAUGACAAUCUUGAAGUGGUCCUUUCUGCUCUGAGUGCAUUCAAGAUAUACAAGUCGCAUUUCAGCACGGACGUUGUGGUCACAAACCUCCUAGCUUUGUUUGAUCGAGUGGACUUCUCGCAGGGUGCUCAAUGGUACAAGGCUCUUGAAGAAGCUGCAGACCUCAUUCAAGGAACCUCAGUAAAAGAGCAUCCUGACCUCUGUAUUAAAGUCUUCAUGACGCUGAUUCCAUACAUGGUUUUUACCAACAAUAACCCUGACUCAGCGGAACAUAAAAUGGCUUUGUUCCUAGCAAAGUGUGGUGUCUGCAACCUGCACCCUCUACUAAAGGGAUGGCCAGAAGCUCUAGAAGAGGUAUUAAAAAAAUCCAAAAAAUCAGUGCUCGGCCCAGCUAACAGCAGAAUGAUAGAGCUGUUGUCCAGUAACAUGGCUACUGCUGAUUCAUCCUUGGUAUUAAAAAUGGUGGAAGAUCUGGUUCACGUGGCUGAAAGGGAGUCGGAUAGUUUGAGGCAGAAGGUGACUUGUCACAUUGUCAGCCAUGCCUUAGUGCAGGGAUGCUGUCAGUCCCAGGACUCCGACCUACAGGCUGCAGUCAGAGUAUUUCAGCUGCUCGAGAAGAGACUGAGAAGAAUGGAAUCUUCAGCAGAGGAAAUCUCAAAGAAUUUUCACCUGGACGCAAUAAGUGGCGAUAAGCAGCAGAUGCAGCUCUUAACAGAUUAUAUUGAGAAGCUGAAUUCUGGACAAACUGCAGAGGUUGAAGAAGCUGUUUUGGCAACAGUUCUUCUCAGAAAUUUUAUAAGUGUGCUCAUUUCUCCGGAAUCCUUCCCUAGAGGUGACAUGUGGUGGAAUCCUGAGAGUAUGGACAACAAAUGCCGAAACUAUCUGCAGCUUCUCAUUAAGCUGUUUGAUGUCAUAGUUUGGGGAGCCAGCGAAGGAGCACAUUCUACCAACUUCAGAUCUCUUAUGGGUUUCUUAUUUAAGGAGCACCUUAAUGCCCCAGUGGAUCUGUUCAACUUCCUCUCUGUCCUGUGGACCUACAGUUGUUCUCUUUCUAACCCUCUUGGCUGUACUGUGAGCGCGAUGCUACAGACCCGGGCACUUUACAUCGGUCACAUUUUACUUGGUUCCCAGACUGCUGCCAAGAAGAAGCAGUGGGUUUCAGCUGAGUCACCAGUGGUAGUAUGCUUGCUGAUAAACUUGACAAGUCCAGUUAGAGAAGUGCGCAGGGCAGCAAUUUCCUGCUUACAAGCCCUCAGCAUAGUGAAGGAUUCCCCAUACUUCUUGCUCAUACAGAAUCUGGUGCUCAGAAUGGAAGAGAUAGUAGCAGACGCUACUUUUGUGGUCCAGGCAUUGGGGAACAUAUUUGAAGAGUUGAAAACACCAGGACCAUACAAGUCUUUACCAAAGUCAUUGUCUGCUUUGGGUCAUCUGCUUACACUCUUACAGGAACCAAGCUGCCCAUCUUACAUUGGCAAAGUCUUGAUGAAAACACUUCAAGAAGUAAACGGAGAGACUGUUCUUUCACAGCUGUUACCAGUUUUGGAUGGAUUGCUGGAGAAGGUUACAUCUGCAGCUGACCACAUGCUGAAAGACGAGGCUUUUCUGCUUCAUCAUCUACUAAGAAAAUACAAUGAAUAUUCGGCUGGCCUCUUAGUAAAGAACUCUGAAAGCCUGGAUAUCUUCAUACGAGCUUUGAACACCACUCAAAUCACUCAUCCGGGUAUGCCCACCAUCCAGAUAACUGCCCUCGGACAAAUAACUAAGGCAUUCUACACCGCACUGGAUGAUGGGAAUGUUAAGCAGAAAGUUCUGGGCGUACUUUUUGACUUGCUUUUAAAUUGCAAAAAUCCUGUAUGUGCACAAGCAGUCAGCAGCGCUUUUAAGUCGAUAUCCAUCAGCUCUGAACAUAUUAGUGCUGAACUCGAGCCCCCAGGAAGAGAGAAAAGUGUUUCAACUGUUCGACAAACAAGGAGACAGAAGAUGAUGAAACAACAAAGGAAAACUCAAGAUCCCGAAAGCACUACAGAAGAAGGAAGUGUUAACUGGCCAAGGACAACCCUGAUUUUAGAACUUUUACAACACAAGAAGAAGCUGAAAGAACCACAAGUCUUAGUGCCGUCACUAUUUUAUCUGCUCUCAAGGUGCCUUGAACCUUUGACUACAGAGCAAAGUAACUUGGAGUACACAAAGCAACUCAUCCUUAGUUGUCUGCUUAACAUCUGUCAGAAGAUUUCACUGGAUGAAGACAAGAAUCCCAAAGAUGUCCUUGAUGAAGAGAAGUUCAAUGUAGAGCUGAUUGUUCAGUGCGUGAGAACGUCAGAGAUGCCACAAACCCAUCACCAUGCCCUGCUUCUCCUGGGAGCGGCUGCUGGAAUCUUCCCAGAAAAAGUACUACACAACAUCAUGCCUAUUUUUACCUUCAUGGGAGCCAAUGUCAUGCGACUGGAUGAUACUUACAGUUUUCAGGUCAUCAGUAAGACUGUACAGACUGUGAUCCCUGCACUUAUUCAGGCUGGUGAUGCGAACACUGGAGAGACCAGAGAUGACAUUGAACAGGUGGUCAGUCACAUCAUCCAUGUGUUUGUGGACGCGUUACCCCAUGUUCCAGAGCACCGUCGUCUGCCCAUUUUGUCACAGCUCCUGGACACUGUAGAGGCCCAACGAUUCCUUUGGGUGCUGUUGGUACUGCUCUUCCAACAACAUGUGACUAAAACCGUCACUGUUGCAGCCAAUGGUGAAAAGGAUGCAGUCUUGGAGACGGACACUGAAUUUUGGGUUUCUGUCUGUUGUGAAUUUAAUGCGUGUGAUCAGCUUCAGAGUCUGAUAAAGUUGCUGCAGUUUCUCACAAAACUUCCAGAAAAUAAAGAUGAAGAUGAUUACGAUCAAAAGUCCAGGACAUCUAAGCCAAAAUCUCAAGAGGCUGCAUUUCAGUUCUUCAGUGUAGAGACUCACUCUGCCAAGCAACUUCGCCACUUUAAGUUCCUGUCUGUCUCUUUUAUGGCACAGCUCCUGGCCUCGCACAGAUUUGUGGGGAAGGUUGUCGAAUAUGAAUCGGCUGAAAAUUUAAAAGACUGUGAACAAAGAUUAUUGGAAGAGGUUCUCUGCUAUGUCCAUUUGGUGGCAGGGUGUGUGGAAAGCAACGCAGACAAACCCACAGUGAAAUUCUGGCGAGCUUUGCUCAAUAAAUCUUACGAGAUGCUGGACAAGGUCAACGCUUUGCUGCCUACAGAAACAUUUAUCCCAGUAAUUCGAGGACUUAUGUCCAAUCAGCUGCCGUCUGUACGACGCAAAGCCAUGGAUCUUUUGAACAACAAACUACAGCAGCGCACGCGGUGGGAGGGGGAGCAGGUGGAGCUGCUUUUAGGUCUGAUUAAAGAUCUCCUUUCUGUUGUGCAUCGAAAAGCCAACGUGGCAGAGGAAGAGCAAGCCAUAAACAGACAGACUGCUCUGUACAGUUUGAAGCUGCUGUGCAAAUGCUUUGGUGCACAGAAACAGCAAGUGUUUGUGCCUGUGUUAAGUGCUGCAGUUGACCUCAUCUCUGCAGAGGGGCCAGAAGAGAAGAACGUUGUUGGCAGUGCUCUGUUGUGCAUCGCUGAAGUCACCAGUAUCAUAAAGGCCUUGGCUAUACCACAACUACCCAGAUUGAUGCCAGCUCUCAUCUCCGCUCUGAAACACAAGAAGGAGCUUCUCACCAGUGAGAUUCAUCUGCUGAGCACAGUGACCGCUCUACAAAAAGUGGUGGAGACUCUUCCGCAUUUCCUUAGUCCCUAUCUGCAUGACUCUUUGCUGCAGGUUGCUCGGCUUGAAAAGAUUGCAGCUAAAGUUGGUCCUACGUCUCAGCUGUCUGUAAGAGUAACAAUGCUAAAAACCACAUUAGCAACUAACAUAGCAGCCAGAGUGCUUUUGCCAGCAGUCACCAAGGGCUACUGUCAGCUUGUGCAUACUCAGCAGAGCUGUUUGGGAUCUCUUAUGGAUAUCCUGAAGGAGCACAUUGCUAUAAUGGAUAAGCAACAACUAUCUACGCACCAGUCUGAACUGACCUCCUUCUUUCUGAAGGCCCUGGACUAUAGAACAGAGCAUUCUGAGGACGACCUGGAACAAGUUGGUGAAAUAGAGGGUCACAUCAUUAAUUGUCUUCUUAUCAUGGUCAUGAAGCUUUCAGAAGUCACAUUUAGACCCCUCUUCUUCAAGCUGUUUGACUGGUCCAAGACAGAGGCUUCCUCAAAAGACAGACUCCUUACAUUCUGCCGUUUGUCUGACUGUAUUGCGGACAAGCUUAAGGGUCUUUUCACUCUCUUUGCUGGUCAUUUAGUGAAGCCUUUUGCAGAGAUAUUAAAUCAGACAAAUACAAUAAAAUCUGAUGAAGCCUUUUUUGACUCUGAAAACAAUACAGAGAAAAGCUGCUUGUUGCUGGAAAAUGUCCUGCACUGUCUGCAUAAAAUCUUCCUUUAUGAUACCCAGCAUUUUGUCAGCAAGGAGAGAGCGGAAUUAUUAAUGAUGCCAUUGGUGGAUCAGCUUGAAAACAUGCUUGGUGGAGAUGAGAAAUUUCAGGCAAGGGUUAGCGGUAGCCUUGUCCCUUGCAUUUCCCAGUUCUCCGUGGCUAUGGCUGAUGACUCCCUGUGGAAACCGCUUAACUACCAGAUACUCCUGAAGAUGCGCCAUUCUUCUCCCAAGGUUCGGUUUGCAGCUCUGCUGGCUUUGGUUGAUCUGGUAGAGAAGCUGAGAGAAAACUACAUGGUUCUGUUACCCGAGUCCAUUCCUUUCUUGGCUGAACUCAUGGAAGAUGAAUGCGAAGAGGUAGAGCAGCAAUGUCAGAAGACAAUUAAACAGCUGGAAAUAAUUCUGGGAGAAUCUCUUCAGAGCUACUUCUAAUCGAUGAGCGGGAAUCCAGUCAUCACACAACCCUUGAGUGCAUUGAAGCAGUGCCCUGACUUGAUGGACUUGAAGCUAUUGCUAUCACAACAAGUGGCAUCAGCACAAGAGAUGAUUGCUUUAUCUGUUUGCACCUUCCCGUUAAUUGUGAACAGAUCAUAUUUUAUAUCUGAACAGUUUUAUAUGUAUAUUGCUAUUUGUUAGCUGAAAAAUCAUGCUGUGUAAAUAACCGUUCUAAGAAAUUCAGUAUUAAAACAAAAAGUACUGAUACUAUUUCCACUUUGAACUUUAUUGCAGAAGAGAUUAGCACUGACACUGGGCUGUUAACAUGCAUAUGCAAAUGGUGAUACACAAAUGCACACACAUGCAUCAUACACGGGUAUAUUUCUCUCAUUAAAUCAUAAAAUGUUGAGAAUCCACGAGACAUCACAUGUGGGAUUAAAGUCCAGUCCUACAGAAUGAGGCGGAACACCCCUCACAACAGAGCUUUAAUCCCUCCCACUUUACUAUGAUUCCUUAGUCAAAGAUAUGGCCAAGAGAAAGUAGGAAAGGAAAAGCAGGGUAAAAGGAGUUCAAACUGGUACUGCUAUCUGCAUUCUUGCAAUAAACUAACAUACUUGGGUGAAUUUGGAAA
Messenger RNA from Bombina bombina (fire-bellied toad), 7238 nucleotides. RefSeq names its product HEAT repeat containing 1 (gene HEATR1). Gene Ontology annotation, molecular function: snoRNA binding. Bases 152 to 6604 code for a protein of 2150 amino acids. The record is from RefSeq and is a predicted model, not a curated record. Gene Ontology annotation, cellular component: t-UTP complex; small-subunit processome; 90S preribosome. Gene Ontology annotation, biological process: positive regulation of transcription by RNA polymerase I; maturation of SSU-rRNA from tricistronic rRNA transcript (SSU-rRNA, 5.8S rRNA, LSU-rRNA). NCBI's taxonomy places the organism in Eukaryota, Metazoa, Chordata, Amphibia, Anura, Bombinatoridae. The transcript is spliced from 45 exons.